Rangifer tarandus platyrhynchus (Svalbard reindeer) is the source of this 2193-nucleotide messenger RNA. NCBI's taxonomy places the organism in Eukaryota, Metazoa, Chordata, Mammalia, Artiodactyla, Cervidae. The record is from the annotation of a GenBank genome assembly.
AUGUGGGUGACCAGACUUCUGCCAGUCCUGCUGCUGCAGCACGUCCUCCUACACCUCCUCCUGCUUCCCAUCGCCAUCCCCUAUGCAGAAGGACAGAAGAAAAGAAGAAACACACUUCAUGAAUUCAAAAGGUCAGCAAAGACUACUCUAAUUAAAGAGGACCCAUUACUGAAGAUAAAAACAAAAAAAAUGAACACUGCAGACCAAUGUGCCAAUAGAUGUAUUAGGAAUAAAGGACUUCCAUUCACUUGCAAGGCCUUUGUUUUUGAUAAAGCAAGAAAACGAUGCCUCUGGUUCCCUUUCAAUAGCAUGUCAAGUGGAGUAAAAAAAGAGUUUGGCCAUGAAUUUGACCUCUAUGAAAACAAAGACUACAUUAGAAACUGUAUCAUUGGUAAAGGCGGUAGCUACAAGGGAACGGUAUCUAUCACUAAAAGUGGCAUCAAAUGCCAGCCCUGGAAUUCCAUGAUACCACAUGAACACAGCUUUUUGCCUUCGAGCUAUCGGGGUAAAGACCUACAGGAAAACUACUGUCGAAAUCCUCGAGGUGAAGAAGGGGGACCUUGGUGUUUCACAAGCAAUCCAGAGGUACGCUACGAAGUCUGUGACAUUCCUCAGUGUUCAGAAGUUGAAUGCAUGACCUGCAAUGGGGAAAGUUACCGAGGCCCCAUGGAUCACACAGAAACAGGCAAGAUUUGUCAGCGCUGGGAUCAUCAGACACCACACCGGCACAAAUUCUUGCCAGAAAGAUAUCCCGACAAGGGCUUUGAUGAUAAUUAUUGCCGCAAUCCUGAUGGCAAGCCGAGGCCAUGGUGCUAUACUCUUGACCCUGACACCCCCUGGGAGUACUGUGCAAUUAAAAUGUGCGCCCACAAUACUAUGAAUGACACAGAUGUCCCUAUGCAAACAACUGAAUGCAUUCAAGGUCAAGGAGAAGGUUACCGGGGCACCAUCAAUACCAUUUGGAAUGGAAUUCCCUGUCAGCGUUGGGAUUCCCAGUAUCCUCACCAGCAUGACAUAACUCCUGAAAAUUUCAAGUGCAAGGACCUAAGAGAAAAUUAUUGCCGAAAUCCAGAUGGGGCUGAGUCACCGUGGUGUUUUACCACUGAUCCAAACAUCCGAGUUGGCUACUGCUCCCAAAUUCCAAAAUGUGACGUGUCAAGUGGACAAGAUUGUUAUCGUGGGAAUGGCAAAAAUUAUAUGGGCAGUUUAUCCAAAACACGAUCUGGACUAACAUGUUCUAUGUGGGAUAAGAACAUGGAAGAUUUACACCGGCAUAUCUUCUGGGAACCAGAUGCUAGUAAGCUGAAUAAGAAUUACUGUCGGAAUCCUGAUGACGAUGCCCACGGUCCCUGGUGUUACACAGGGAAUCCUCUCAUUCCUUGGGAUUAUUGCCCUAUUUCUCGUUGUGAGGGUGAUACCACACCUACAAUAGUCAAUUUAGACCAUCCUGUAAUAUCUUGCGCCAAAACAAAACAAUUGCGAGUUGUAAAUGGAAUUCCAACACGAACAAAUGUAGGAUGGAUGGUUAGUUUGAAAUACAGAAAUAAACAUAUCUGCGGAGGAUCAUUGAUAAAGGAAAGUUGGAUUCUUACUGCAAGACAGUGUUUCCCUUCUCGAAACAAAGACUUGAAAGAUUAUGAAGCUUGGCUUGGAAUUCAUGAUGUCCAUGGGAGAGGAGAUGAGAAACGCAAACAGGUUCUAAAUGUUACCCAACUGGUAUAUGGGCCUGAAGGAUCAGAUUUGGUAUUACUGAAGCUUGCUAGGCCUGCUAUUUUGGAUGAUUUUGUUAGUACAAUUGAUUUACCUAAUUAUGGGUGCACAAUUCCUGAAAAAACCACUUGCAGUGUUUAUGGCUGGGGCUACACUGGAUUGAUCAACUCAGAUGGUCUACUACGAGUAGCACAUCUCUAUAUUAUGGGGAAUGAGAAAUGCAGCCAAUAUCAUCAAGGGAAGGUGACUCUGAAUGAGUCUGAAAUAUGUGCUGGGGCUGAAAAUAUUGUAUCAGGACCAUGUGAGGGCGAUUAUGGUGGCCCACUUGUUUGUGAACAACAUAAAAUGAGAAUGGUUCUUGGUGUCAUUGUUCCUGGUCGUGGCUGUGCCAUUCCGAACCGUCCUGGCAUUUUUGUUCGAGUGGCAUAUUACGCAAAAUGGAUACACAAAAUUAUAUUAACAUAUAAGGUACCACAGUCAUAG